Scleropages formosus (Asian bonytongue) is the source of this 12027-nucleotide messenger RNA. Its product is annotated as zinc finger homeobox protein 3-like. The record is from RefSeq and is a predicted model, not a curated record. Gene Ontology annotation, biological process: regulation of neuron differentiation; regulation of transcription by RNA polymerase II. Gene Ontology annotation, molecular function: zinc ion binding; DNA-binding transcription factor activity, RNA polymerase II-specific; RNA polymerase II cis-regulatory region sequence-specific DNA binding. Bases 418 to 12027 code for a protein of 3869 amino acids. The transcript has 10 exons. Lineage: Eukaryota; Metazoa; Chordata; Actinopteri; Osteoglossiformes; Osteoglossidae. Gene Ontology annotation, cellular component: nucleus.
AGGAAAACAGGAUAGGAAGGCUCUCCUCUUUAUGGACGUGAAGGCAAGAAUGGAAGGUAAAUAAUCUUUCUCAUAGUUACAAGAAUGUGGCUGACGGAGGCUACUUGGUUUCAAGUUUCUAAUAUGGAUAUAAAGUUUCGCAGCACAAUGGGCCUUUUGUGUUGGCCAGAGAGAACGCCACCCCCCAGUCCUAAAAAAAAAAAAAAAAACAUGCAAUGCUGGUGCGUCAAGUGCUCAGGUUUCCGCUAUCUUUAUGCGCCGUGUCCUCCCUUUCCUCAUCGAGCUGAGGUGGGCGUCUGGAGGGGCCGGGCACGGGGCAGACGGGCGACCCGGAGCCCGAUCGCACGGGGCCGGGGUCCUGACACAGCGGCCACAUGGCAGGCCUGGAUGCGAUGAACGCCUCAAGUAGGCAUCAGCAUGGAAAGCUGUGAGUCUCCUGCAGUUUCUGGGACAGAUGAUGGGCUCGCCAGCACCACCACCCAGCAGCAGCGCCCUCCCCAGCCCUGGAACGAUCUCUCUAAUACGCAGGUUCCCCCCAGCAGCCAGCCCUUGUCCCUGGAGCCCCUGUCCCUGUCUGCACCUUACCCCUCCCAGGCCUCUGGCACACUUAUCGAGGGGGUGAGACAGCAGCAGCAGUCGCGUACCUCGCCUUCGGCCCCCGGCGAUAGUUCUGCAACAGGGCCACAGCAGAAGAGGAGAGAGAGGCAGGACGAGGAAGAAGGAGAAGACGAAGGGGGCAGCUGCCUGGAGGAGGAGGACUUGGACGACAUGGAGAUUGACGGCUGUUUCCCGAGUCUACAGCCCUUCCCAGGUGUGUCCCUCCCCUCGGGUGGUGGUGCGAUGCCCACCCUCCUGCGUCAGCAGCGAUCACGGCGGAGGGAUGCUGUUGAGAGCGGGAGUGAGGAAGGAGAGGAAGAAGAUGAGGGCAGUGAUGUGGAGAACCUGGCUGGAGAGAUCGUCUACCAGCCUGACGGCUCCGCCUACAUCGUGGAAAGCCUCAGCCAGCUGAUCCAAAGUGGGGGGGGCAUGGCUCCUAGCCUGCUCCCCGCAAACUCUGUCCCCGGCACGGGGAAGCCGGGCGAACCCGCCGGGACCUCUUCCUCGGUGUACCCUCAGAUCAUCAACACGUUCCACAUAGCCUCGUCCUUCGGGAAGUGGUUCGGCUCUUCAGACCAAGGAUUCCCCAGUACCUCAAGCCUGGCAGGCCUGAGUCCUGUCCUGCACAGUUUCCGCGUCUUUGAUGUGCGGCACAAAAGCAACAAGGAUUACCUGAACAGCGACGGGUCUGCCAAGAAGUCCUGCGUAUCCAAAGAUGUUCCCAACAACGUGGAUUUCUCCAAAUUUGAUGGGCUCGCCCUGUACGGUAAGGGCAAGCCCAUUCUCAUGUGUUUCCUCUGCAAGUUGUCCUUCGGCUACGCUCGUUCCUUCGCCACACACGCCGUGCACGACCACCGCAUGACCCUGAACGAGGACGAGCGCCGGCUCCUGGGCCACAAGCAUGCCUCUGCCAUCAUCCAGGGCAUCGGGAAGGACAAAGAGCCUCUCAUCAGCUUCCUGGAACCAAAAAAUAAGAGCCCCCCGGCACCGCCUGCAUUGGUACCUCUCGGCUCCGGCCAGAGUUUCUACGGCACGUUCAGCGGGAUCCAUUUGGAGGGGGAUCGCUCUGGGAGUGGCGAGGGCCUCCUUAAGGACUCAGAUUCAGGCCUCCAGCAAGCCCCCUCAGGCUCCCUGCUGACACUGGGAGGGCUGGGCAGCCCCAAGCAGCCCUUGCUUACCUCAGCCCCAAGUCCUGCCAAAGACUCCAGCACCUCACCUCAGCAGGGAGGAAGAGCAGAGGGGCUUGCUGGGAAAGAGGUGACUCACAGGGGGGAGGAUGGGCAAAGGGAGCUGGGUGAAGGCCGUGGUCUCCUUCCAAGAGAGGAAGCAGGGUCAGAGGAAGAGGAACUGUUGGAAGACGAGGAGGACGAGGAAGAGGAGGAGGAAGGGCCCACGGCGGCCUGCGGCAACAGCUGCAGCAGUGGAGGAGAAGGCGGGGAACUGGCUGUCUCAAACCAAAGCAUUUCCAAAUCUCCUUUAUUAAUGCCUAGUAGCGCUCUCCAAACUUCCCCGUGCCCCUCUGCGGCCAACUCCACGCAAAACAGCAAGGCCCCGGCCUACGCGUCCACAUCUUCAGCCAGGGCGUCUGAUGUGGGGCAGGCUGCAGAUGGUGGAGGGAGAUCCUCCGAGCUCCCUCUGAGCUUUAACUGCCAGGGCUCCGGUCUCCCUGCAACGACGGUGGCCGUGGAAGACAGCACAGUCUGCCCGCCGGCUGGCACAUCCUCUUCCCCACCGGGCUCCCACGGCGCCUCAGACGAAAGUGCCAAUCGCGAUAGUGCCACAGCUCCUGAACCAAAUGACAGCCCAGCUGAGGGGGAAGAAGACAGUGGGGCUCUCCUUCACCAUCACCACCUUCACCAUCAUCACCAUCACCACCACCACCACCACCACCCGCACCCCUCGCCCCACUCCCACGGACACUCGCACCCUCACGCUGGCGCGCCCUGUGAUCUGGCCGGAACUGGGGAGUGCUCUCAGAACCACGGGGCUGGCGGCAGCGGAGGCAGCGGGGUUGAAUGCCCCAAGUGCGACACCGUGUUAGGCUCAUCCCGCUCCCUGGGGGGUCACAUGACCAUGAUGCACUCCAGGAACUCCUGCAAGACACUCAAGUGUCCCAAGUGCAACUGGCACUACAAGUACCAGCAGACACUGGAGGCCCACAUGAAGGAGAAGCACCCAGAUUCCGGGGGCUCCUGUGUGUACUGCAGCAGUGGCCAGAGCCACCCUCGUCUGGCGCGGGGCGAGAGCUACACCUGCGGCUACAAGCCUUUCCGCUGCGAGGUGUGCAACUACUCGACGACAACCAAGGGCAACCUGAGCAUUCACAUGCAGUCGGACAAACACCUGAACAACAUGCAGACGCUACAGAAUGGGGGCUCUGUCUCAACGGCUGCCGAGCAGGUUUUUGGGCACGCCCCCGGCGGCGUGGUGCCCGUUCCGUCCGCUGCCCAGGCCACAGCCCACCACCCUACACACCACCACCACCACCACCACCCAGCCCCGUCUUCUAGUCACACGGGCACCGCCUGCGGGGCACCCUCCCCCACCAAGCCAAAAAGCAAGCCUACGUGGCGCUGUGAGGUGUGCGACUACGAGACCAACGUUGCGCGAAACCUGCGCAUCCACAUGACCAGCGAGAAGCACAUGCACAACAUGAUGCUGCUGCAGCAGAACGUGGCACAGAUGCAGCAUGGCCGCCUGGGCCUGGGGGGCCUGCCUUCGCCCUCCGAAGCUGAGCUCUACCAGUACUACCUGUCCCAGAACAUAAACCUGCCCCCUGGCCUCAAGAUGGACCCAGCGGGGGCUGACACCCAGUUCCUUCUCGGUGGUUUCCACCUGGACCCCAACAUGGCUGCUCUCGCCCCAGCACUUGUAGGUGGAGAGAUUCCCAUAGACAUGCGGCUGGGUGGCGGUCAGCUGGUUUCUGAGGAGCUCAUGACGCUGGGGGAGAGCCUGUCCCAGACCAGUGACCCUUCCCUCAAGCUCUUCCAGUGCGCCGUGUGCAACCGCUUCACCACAGACAACCUGGACGUGUUGGCGGUGCACAUGGGCGCCGAGCGCAGCCUGCCUGAAGAAGAAUGGCGCGCCACUGUGGGCGACUCGCACCAGUGCAAGCUGUGCCGCUACACGACGCAGCUCAAAGCCAACUUCCAGCUGCACUGCAAGACGGACAAGCACAUUCAGAAGUACCAGCUGGUGGCGCACAUCAAGGAGGGCGGCAAGGGCAACGAGUGGCGCCUCAAGUGCGUCGCCAUCGGCAAUCCUGUGCACCUCAAGUGCAACGCCUGUGACUACUACACCAACAGCCUGGAGAAGCUCCGGCUGCACACGGUCAACUCGCGCCACGAGGCCAGUUUGAAGCUCUACAAGCACCUGCAGCAGCACGAGAGCGCCGUGGAGGGUGACUCAGGCUACUACCACUGUGCGCUGUGCAGCUACUCGACCAAGGCCAAGCUGAACCUUAUUCAGCACGUGCGCUCCAUGAAGCACCAGCGCAGCGAGAGCCUCCGCAAACUGCAGCGGCUGCAGAAGGGCCUGCCCGACGAGGAGGAGGACCUGGGCGCCAUCUUCACCAUCCGGAAGAGCCCCUCCGCCGACAUGGGAGAAGUGAGUGAGGAUGUGGAGGCUGCCAGUGAGACAGCUACAGAUCAGGAGGACCAAACCAAAGAGCCAGAGAGUGGGGGGGACAAGGAGCCCACCAAAGGGACAGCAGCAUCCGGCCAGGUGGAGCGAGAGCGGACCGACUCCCCGCUGCCAUCCAAACGCCCCCUGUCGAGAUCAGGAGCCAGCGAGAGCUCCCUGUGCUCUAAGCGUCCCAGGACGGCAGAGAAGUGCUCUGGAGAACAGGUGUACCAGUGCCCCUACUGCAAGUACAGCAGCGGCGACGUGAACCGCAUGAGGAUGCACGUGAUGACGCAGCACUCGGUGCAGCCCAUGUUCCGCUGCCCGCUCUGCCAGGACAUGCUCAACAACAAGGUGCACCUGCAAUUCCACCUGACGCACUUGCACAGCGUGGCGCCCGACUGCGUAGACAAGCUCAUCGCCACGGUGACGGCCACAGAAGUUCUGCCGGAGAGCAUGUUCAUACCAGCUCCAGCCCCAGAAAGGGAGGGGCCAGUCACCCCGCAGACUGCGGGCAACUCCAGCCCCGAUGACUCCAAGAAGCAGACAGAAACCGUUGAGGUAGACCCUGAGAAGGGGGCCCCACCCCAUACAGAAGUAGCUGAAACCAGCAAUUCACCCCUGGAUGACCAACAGCCAACAAAGGAGGACAUCGCAGGUUUUCUGUGCUGGAAGAAAGGCUGCAACCAGAUCUUUUCGUCUUCUAAUGCCCUCCAGGUGCACUUCAAUGAGGUCCACAACAAGAGGCCACAGUUGCCCGUCUCCGACCGGCAUGUCUAUAAGUACCGCUGCAACCAGUGUAGCCUCGCCUUCAAAACUGUGGAGAAACUGCAGCUGCAUUCACAGUACCACGUCAUCAGGGCAGCCACCAUGUGCUGCCUCUGCCAGCGUAGUUUCAGGACCCUGCCAGCACUGAAGAAGCAUCUUGAAACCAGUCACAUGGAGCUGAGUGAAUCAGACAUCCAACAGCUCUACGGGGGCCUGCUGAUGAACGGAGAUCUGAUGGUGAUGGGCGACGUUUCCCUCGGAGAGGACCAGGGAGUACUAGGUGAAGAGGACAAGGAAGGAGAAGAGAGUGACAAUGAGGAGAAGCAAAGCCCCACAGGUAGCGACUCUGGCUCUGUCCAGGAGGAUUCUGGGUCAGAACCCAAACGUGCCCUUCCGUUCAGGAAAGGCCCCAACUUUACAAUGGAGAAAUUCCUAGAUCCAUCACGGCCUUUCAAAUGCACGGUGUGUAAAGAGUCUUUUACCCAGAAGAACAUUUUACUGGUACACUAUAACUCAGUGUCACACUUGCACAAGGUCAAGCGGGCCCUGCAGGAGACAACCACAGGUCAGUCUGAGCUCACCAGCAGUCCAGACAACAAACCCUUCAAGUGCAGCACUUGCAAUGUGGCAUACAGCCAGAGUUCCACACUAGAGAUUCACAUGCGCUCUGUCUUGCAUCAGACUAAAGCCCGUGCUGCAAAACUGGAAGCAGCAGGGGCUACCAGUGGCUCCAUUAAUGCUAUUGGGGGGAGUGGAGGGGGGUCCUCUAUAAGAACGUCCACUCCCAGUCCCUGUCCAGCUAACUCUACUUCAGCUAUGAGCAACAAUAGUUCUUCUUCUGUGGUUCAGACUGCUCCUAGUGUCCAGCCAGGAUCCCACGUAAGCCAAUCUCACAGUAUUGAGAGUCUUGGAAACUCUUCGUCAACAUGUCAUCCUUCUCCUUCUGAGAACAAUGAUGCAAAGAAGAAAAAGCUUGCAGACAUAGUCUCUUCAAGGGGGCAACAUCAGCAACUGCAGCAACAGCAGCAACAACUGGCUCAGGCUCAGGCCCAGGCCCAGCUUCAGCAGGAACUCCAGCAGCAAGCAGCCCUUAUUCAAUCACAACUUUUCAACCCAGCACUUCUUCAGCACUUCCCCAUGGCGACAGAAGCUCUUCUCCCACUACAGCAGCAGCAACUUCUCUUUCCCUUCUACAUCCCUGGAGCAGAAUUCCAGCUAAACCCAGAGAUGAACCUCAGUGGUUCUGCACUUAGCCUUGCUGGUUCCUCCACCUCCUCACUGCUGGAGGACCUGAAGAACUCCGCCCAGCAAGCACAACAGAGCUGCCUGCAGCAGCAGCUGAUGCACCACCAUCUCCAGCAGCAGGUCCAUUCUCAGGCCCAGGGACAGUUGUCCUUGCUUCAGCAGAGUCCAUCUCUCCUCCACCAGACCGAGAAAAAGAUAAAGUCAGUUCUUCCAGUUGAGAAAGACAGAGAUGGGCAGAGAGAUAAGGAGGUGCACGAGAAAACAGAAGAUCAAGUCUCCAAGGAAGGUGUGGACUGUCUAAAAUUCAAAGACAAGAAGGAUCAGCAGCAGCCCAUUAUCAAUGUAACUCCAGACCCAGCAUGUCCUCCACCUAGAAUUUCUUCAGAUGCUCGUGGAAAUGCAACCAAAGCCCUUUUGGAGAACUUUGGGUUUGAACUGGUGAUUCAGUAUAAUGAGAACAAACAAAAAGCGCAGAAAAAACCAUCAGGGACUGGACAAACAGCAUUAAGUGGUCCGGGCGGUGUCAGCAGGAUGGUAAAUCCUUUAGAAGGACUUGAAAAACUAGAAUGUGAGGCCUGUGGCAAGCUAUUCUCAAAUAUAUUGAUUCUAAAGAGUCAUCAAGAGCACAUCCACCAGGCCUUCUUCCCAUUUCGCUUCUUGGAGAGAUUUGCUAAGGAGUACAGGGAACAGUAUGACAAACUGUAUCCCCUGAGGCCACAGACACCUGAGGCUUCUUCUGCAGCUCCACCACCACCACCACCUCCGCCACCACCUCCUCCUCCUCCUCCUCCUCCUCAGAGGACUCCAACGCCAAACAUUCCCACUUCUGCACCUGCACUCACCCCCCCUGCAGUCCCUGCCCCUCAGCCUCCAGUUCCCAUCACUCAGAUUCCCAUGCCAAUGGAUCUUCCUCUCUUCUCUCCACUCAUGAUGCAACCUAUGCCCCUCCAGCCUCUGCCUUCUCAGAUCCCUGCUCAGUUGCCUUCUGUGGAGCCAGGCUUGGCAACUGACCUGACUCAGCUCUACCAGCAGCAGCUCACCCCGGCCAUGCUCCAGCAACAGCAGCAGAAUAAAAGACCUCGGACACGUAUAACAGAUGACCAGCUGCGAGUUCUGCGGCAAUACUUUGACAUUAACAACUCUCCCAGUGAGGAACACAUAAAGGAGAUGGCUGACAAAUCUGGCCUUCCCCAAAAAGUCAUCAAGCACUGGUUUCGUAACACCCUUUUCAAAGAGCGUCAACGGAACAAGGACUCUCCAUACAACUUCAAUAACCCCCCUGUCACAACUCUGGAGGAUACCAAAAUAGAUUCCAAACCACCUUCUCCUGAGCCCCAGAAACAUGAAAGUUAUGGAAGCAAGAGGUCUUCAAGAACAAGAUUUACUGAUUACCAACUGAGGGUGCUGCAAGAUUUCUUUGAUGCCAAUGCCUACCCUAAAGACGAUGAAUUUGAGCAGCUCUCAAACCUGUUGAGUCUACCCACACGAGUCAUUGUAGUAUGGUUCCAGAAUGCUCGCCAGAAAGCCCGCAAGAACUAUGAGAACCAAGGAGAUGGAGGUAAAGAGGGUGAAAGGAGGGAGCUGUCCAAUGAUCGUUACGUCCGCACCACUAACCUAAACUACCAGUGCAAGAAGUGCAGCCUGGUCUUUCAGCGUAUCUUUGACCUCAUCAAGCAUCAGAAGAAGCUGUGCUACAAAGAUGAAGAUGAAGAAGGGCAGUAUGACAGCCAGAAUGAGGACUCGAUGGAUCUUUCUCAUGAAUACUACACGCUUUCUGGCUCCUCUGGUCACACCCCCAUGCCUUCCUCCUCUAGCCUCUGUCCUCUACCACCAUCUACUUCAGCUUUCUCCCAUCUGUCAUCUUCUGAAAAGGAAGAGGCCUCAGCUGUUAACUUGUCGAACUCUAUAGAUGAGAAGCCAAAACAAUUAACAGAAGUGUGCUCUGAGUUCCGGGAAAAUCAAGUGUCUAUUAAACAGGAGCAGGUGCAAACUGAUAUGCAGCAGCAAAGGUCUUUGCGGGAAGACAAGGUACAGGCUGUCCCCAAGGCUCCCAAACUGUCUGCUCCCUCACCUUCCCAGCAGCCAUGUGGCCCCUCUGUGUCUCAAGCAAGCCCGGUUCCUUCCCAAACAUCCCACAUGUCUCUCCACCCUCUUCUGACCCCUGCAUCACAACAGCAGCAGCAACAGUUGGCUCAGCAAAUGAUUCCUUAUCAGUGUGACCAGUGCAAGCUUGGUUUCCCCUCUUUUGAGCACUGGCAGGAACACCAGCAGCUUCACUUUCUUACAGUACAAAACCAAUUCAUUCACCCCCAAUUCCUGGACCGUUCGAUGGACAUGCCAUUCAUGUUGUUUGAUCCUAGCAAUCCUCUGGUUGCUAGUCAGCUUUUGUCAGGAAGUAUGCCACAGAUACCCACCAAUUCUGCCACAUCACCGUCAGCACCCACCUCCACCAUGAACUCCCUAAAGAGGAAAUUGGAAGAAAAAGCUGGUACAAGUCCUGGUGAAAAUGAUAGCACAAACAGUGGGGAGGAACCACAGCGAGACAAGCGUCUCAGAACUACCAUAACACCUGAGCAGCUUGAGAUUCUGUACCAGAAAUAUUUGUUGGACUCCAAUCCUACCCGCAAGAUGCUUGACCACAUUGCCCAUGAGGUGGGCCUCAAGAAGAGAGUUGUGCAGGUGUGGUUUCAGAACACUAGAGCCAGAGAGAGGAAAGGACAGUUUCGGGCUGUAGGACCUGCUCAAGCUCACCGUCGCUGCCCCUUUUGCCGAGCUCUGUUCAAGGCAAAGACAGCUCUUGAGGCUCAUAUUAGAUCACGCCACUGGCAUGAAGCUAAGCGUGCUGGCUAUAAUCUUGCCCUGUCCAGCAUGCUUCCUGAUCAGGAGGGCAUCCAGUUGAAGAUGGAUCCUCUGGAUAUCUCCAACUAUUCACAGCUUGGCCCCUCAAAUAGUGAUGGACAUACUUCUUCUUUGUCCCCAGUAAGCAAAAGCAUGGAUUUAUCUCCCCGGGCUCUACUCAGUCCUACCUCCAUCAAGGUAGAGGGAAUGGAGGACUUUGAAAGCCCAAACAUGUCAUCUGUCAACUUGAACUUUGACCAGAACAAAUUGGAUAAUGAUGACUGUUCUUCAGUAAACACGGCCAUUACAGAUACCACAACUGGUGAUGAGGCCAAUGUGGACAAUGAUGGCACAGAUGCAAAGCAUGGCCACAACAGCGCUGACUUCCUGUCUAAGUCUGGGGGUGCGGCACCCUCGCUUGAGAAUGAUGAUCAGAUGUCCUCGGGACUGGUGAGCCCUGCGACAAGUUACAUUGCUAAGGACUUUGAAAAUGAAGCUAUGGUGGAUUACAGUGAGAACUCCAGUCUGGCAGACCCAUGCUCACCCAGUCCUGGAGCUUCUGGGAGCAGGAGCACAGACAGUGGAGACCGGCCUGGCCAAAAGCGCUUCCGUACCCAAAUGACAAAUCUCCAGCUAAAGGUACUUAAGUCUUGUUUUAAUGACUACAGGACCCCAACUAUGCUGGAAUGUGAAGUACUUGGUAAUGAUAUUGGACUUCCGAAGAGAGUUGUUCAAGUAUGGUUCCAGAAUGCUCGCGCUAAGGAAAAGAAGGCAAAGCUGAGCAUGGCCAAACAUUUCGGCAUCAACCAAACAUCUUACGAGGGACCCAAAACAGAAUGCACUUUGUGUGGUGUCAAAUACAGUGCCCGGCUCUCUGUUCGAGACCACAUCUUCUCCCAGCAGCACAUCUCCAAAGUGAAGGAAACCAUUGGAAGCCAACUAGAUAAGGAGAAGGAGUACUUUGACCCGGCCACUGUCCGUCAGUUGAUGGCUCAGCAGGAAAUGGACCGCAUCAAGAAAGCCAAUGAGGUUCUCGGAAUGGCACAGCAGCAAGCCAUGCAGCAGCAGGGAAUGUUUGACAGCCCUGCUUUGCAAGCACUGAACCUGUCCUCAGCCUACCCCUCCCUGCAAGGAAUGCCACCUGUACUCCUGCCAGGAGUUGGCAGCCCCACCCUGCCAGGCUUUGCUUCCUCAAACACAGCUUUAACGCCUCCAAAACCUCCAAAUCUCCUGAACAUGUCUGGUGCCAGUGUUCCUUCACCCAGCCUCCCCACUUCUGGAUUGCCCAACAAGCCCCCUUCCUCUUCUUCUCUAGCCUCACCCAGCCUAGCCCAGGCCAGCACCUCCACCGCCCACUCCACAGCCACAGCCUCUUCUGCAGCCCCGCAAUCAAUCUCCCGGCCUGAACCCCCCAAGGAGCGUGACUCUGAGAGGUCCAGAGAGAAGGAGAAGCCCAAGGAGAAGACAGAGAAUCCGCCCACACCGUCCUCAACGGGGGGCACCCCAGCACCCUCCACAUUUGCUACCAGUGCUAAGAAGGACAAGCCUGACACUGCUGUUCCUGCUACCUCUAUGCCAACACCUGGCAUGGAAUACAUAGUGGACCCUACCCAGCUUCAAGCCCUGCAGGCAGCCCUGGCCUCAGACCCCACUGCUCUGCUCACCAGUCAGUUCCUGCCCUACUUCAUGCCUGGCUUCUCGCCCUACUAUGCCCCACAGAUACCUGGAGCUCUCCAGGGUGGCUACUUGCAGCCAAUGUAUGGCAUGGAGAGCCUGUUCCCAUAUAAUCCGGCUUUGUCACAGGCUCUCAUGGGGCUGUCCCCAGGCUCCCUGCUCCAGCACUACCAGCAAUAUCAGCAGAGCCUGCAGGAAGCACUGCAGCAACAGCAGCGGCAACUUCAGCAGCAGAAACAGCAGCUCCAGCAACCCAAAGGAAGCCAAACCCCAGCUCCAGCCCAACCCUUAGGAACCCCAGACCGCAAAGAAUCUGCCAAAGAUCCACCAAAAACCGAAGAACAGAAAGGCACUCCUUCCUGUGAAGCCUCAUCCUCCUCCUUCUCCUCUUCCUCCCACAAAAACCUCUCCUCCGAGCAGCACGAGAUGGAUGGCAAAGACGCGGACCCCCUUCUAGAUCAGUACAUCGUCCCCAAGGUGAAGUACUCGUUGGCGUGCCGAAAGUGUCAAGCUGUCUUUAGCAAGGAAGAGGCAGCCAUCAGCCACCUGAAAUCCAUCUGCUUUUUUGGUCAGUCUGUGGCAAACCUGCAAGAGAUGCUGCUUCGAGUCCCUGGCAGUGGGAGUGCAGGGGAGGGCAGCCUCUAUGACUGCCUGGCCUGCGAAAUCACGUUGGACGGGGACCAAGCGCUCAGUCAACACCUGGAUUCGGCCUUGCACAAACACAGAACAAUCAAGCGAUCAGCCAGAAAUGCCAAAGAGCACGCUACUAGUUUAUUACCUCACUCUUCAGCCUGCUUCCCCGAUCCUGACACCGCAUCUACCUCGCAGUCUGCCGCUCGCCCCAACAGCAGCCCCACGCCCCCACCGACAUCAUCAGCCGCCGCCGCAUCGUCCUCUUCUGUUUCUUCAUCCUCGUGCUCCACCGCACCCCCAUCCACAGCUGCCCUCUCCCACAGCGCCACUGCUGGCAAGCCCUGGUCCCAGGCCCCUUUCUCCAGAGCUUUAGCUGGGAAGCCCAAUGCCAAUUCCUCCUCAGCCACCCCUUCUUUCGCUCCAGUAUCCUCACCUUCAACGGUUACCUCAAGUUCAUUGAGCACCUCAGGGGUUCAGACCUCGAUACCAACAGACGUCUUUACCGACGAAUCCGACUCUGACAACAGUCAGAAGUCGGCGGACAGACUGGGACAUCCAGUCGAGGAGCCGAAGCAGCCCAGCUGUCUCAAAGACAGCAGUAGUUGUAGUACUAACCUUGCUAGCGUAGGAACGGACUCCAUCCGAUUGUAA